AUGGCCCACGACGAGGACGAUGAUCAGGUCGAGCGCCUCAUAAAUGAGGGUAUAACGGCCUUGACGUGGCCAACACUGACUGUCCAGUGGUUCCCCGAUGUCAAGGAACCUGAGGGUAAAAACUAUCGCAUGCACCGACUGCUACUUGGAACUCAUACGUCGGAUGAGAGUGCCAACUUUCUGCAGAUUGCUGAUGUCCAGAUCCCAAAGGCGGUUGCCCCAAAUCCCGCCAACUACGAUGAAGAGCGAGGCGAAAUUGGUGGCUAUGGCAGCUCCGGCGACGUCGCUGCCAUCAAGUGCGACAUUGUCCAGAAGAUUGAGCACCCUGGCGAGGUAAACAAGGCGAGGUACCAGCCCCAGAAUCCUGACAUCAUUGCCACCUUGUGUGUAGAUGGCAAGAUUCUCAUCUUCGACCGCACCAAGCACCCGCUUCAACCCGCCUCUCUUGGGAAGGUAAAUGCCCAGAUUGAACUGGUUGGGCACAAGGCUGAAGGGUUUGGUCUCGCCUGGAACCCCCACGAGGCUGGAUGCUUGGCUUCCGGAAGUGAAGACAAGUCCAUGUGCCUCUGGGACUUGAAAACGCUAGAGGCCGAAUCCAAGAUUCUCAAGCCUUUCCGUCGUUAUACUCAUCACACACAAGUUGUCAACGAUGUCCAAUAUCAUCCCAUUUCGAAGUACUUUAUCGGGUCCGUUAGUGACGACCAGACCCUUCAAAUUGUUGAUGUCCGACAUGACAACACAACUACUGCAGCCCUUGUCGCCAAACGCGGCCACCUUGACGCCAUUAAUGCCCUUGCCUUCAACCCCAACUCAGAGGUCCUUGUCGCUACAGCGUCUGCUGACAAGACUGUUGGUAUUUGGGAUCUACGUAAUGUUAGAGAGAAGGUGCACACCCUCGAAGGACACAAUGAUGCCGUGACGAGCUUGUCAUGGCAUCCAUCAGAGGCUGGGAUUUUGGGCAGUGGCAGCUACGACAGGAGAAUCAUUUUCUGGGAUCUGUCUCGUGUAGGAGAGGAGCAACUGCCUGAUGAUCAAGAUGACGGCCCCCCAGAACUGCUAUUCAUGCAUGGCGGACACACCAACCACCUUGCCGACUUCAGCUGGAAUCCCAACGAACCAUGGCUGGUUGCUAGUGCUGCCGAGGACAAUUUGCUACAAAUUUGGAAAGUGGCAGAGUCUAUUGUCGGCAAGGAUGACGGCGAGUUGCCGGUUGAUGAGCUUGACCGAUAG
This is a messenger RNA of Metarhizium acridum CQMa 102, 1230 nucleotides long. The record is from RefSeq and is a predicted model, not a curated record. NCBI's taxonomy places the organism in Eukaryota, Fungi, Ascomycota, Sordariomycetes, Hypocreales, Clavicipitaceae.